AUGAACUACCUGCGGCGCCGCCUGUCGGACAGCAACUUCAUGGCCAAUCUGCCGAAUGGGUACAUGACAGACCUGCAGCGCCCACAGCCGCCCCCGCCGCCGCCCUCUGCCGCUAGCCCCGGAGCCACACCCGGUUCCACGGCCGCCACUGCCGAGAGGGCCUCCACGGCCGCCCCAGUGGCUUCUCCUGCCGCCCCUAGUCCUGGGUCCUCAGGGGGCGGUGGCUUCUUCUCGUCGCUGUCCAACGCGGUCAAACAAACCACAGCAGCCGCGGCGGCCACCUUCAGCGAGCAGGUGGGCGGCGGCUCUGGGGGCGCAGGCCGUGGGGGCGCCGCCGCCAGGGUGCUGCUGGUCAUCGACGAGCCGCAUACCGACUGGGCAAAAUACUUCAAAGGGAAGAAGAUUCAUGGAGAAAUUGACAUUAAAGUAGAACAGGCUGAAUUCUCUGAUCUUAAUCUCGUGGCCCAUGCCAAUGGUGGAUUCUCUGUGGAUAUGGAAGUUCUAAGGAAUGGGGUCAAGUUUGCCCAAAUGGUUCGGCUGCACAAGAAACUGGGGACAGAGGAAUUCCCUCUGAUUGAUCAGACCUUCUAUCCCAAUCACAAAGAGAUGCUCAGCAGCACAACAUACCCUGUGGUCGUAAAGAUGGGGCAUGCCCACUCUGGGAUGGGCAAGGUCAAGGUGGACAACCAGCAUGACUUCCAGGACAUUGCAAGUGUGGUGGCACUGACCAAGACAUAUGCCACUGCCGAGCCCUUUAUUGAUGCCAAAUAUGAUGUGCGUGUCCAGAAGAUUGGGCAGAACUACAAGGCCUACAUGAGGACGUCAGUGUCAGGGAACUGGAAGACCAACACUGGUUCUGCGAUGCUUGAGCAGAUUGCCAUGUCAGACAGGUACAAGCUGUGGGUGGACACAUGUUCGGAGAUUUUUGGGGGACUGGACAUCUGUGCAGUGGAAGCUCUGCACGGCAAGGAUGGAAGGGACCACAUCAUUGAGGUGGUGGGCUCCUCCAUGCCACUCAUUGGUGACCACCAGGAUGAAGACAAGCAGCUCAUCGUGGAGCUUGUGGUCAGCAAGAUGGCCCAGGCCCUGCCCAGACAGCGGCAAAGGGAUGCUUCCCCUGGCAGGGGCUCCCACAGCCAGACUCAGUCCCCAGGGGCCCUGCCCUUGGGCCGCCAGACCUCCCAGCAGCCUGUGGGGCCUCCAGCUCAGCAACGACCCCCGCCUCAGGGAGGCCCUCCACAGCCAGGCCCGGGACCCCAACGCCAGGGACCCCCACUGCAGCAGCGCCCGCCCCCACAGGGCCAGCAGCACCUUACUGGCCUUGGACCCCCAGCUGGCAGCCCUGUGCCCCAGCGCCUACCGAGUCCCACCUCUGCGCCCCAGCAGCCUGCGUCACAGGCCGCACCAAUGACCCAGGGGCAAGGCCGCCAAUCCCGUCCAGUGGCAGGAGGCCCUGGGGCGCCUCCUACAGCCCGGCCGCCUGCUUCUCCAUCUCCCCAGCGCCAGGCGCCUCCACAGGCUACCCGUCAGACAUCGGUCUCUGGCCCGGCUCCGCCAAAAGCCACUGGGGCCCCACAAGCUGGGCAGCAGCGUCAGGGCCCUCCUCAGAAACCCCCAGGCCCCGCAGGCCCCACACGCCAGGCUAGCCAGGCAGGUCCCGGACCUCGCACCGGGCCACCCACCACGCAGCAGCCCCGGCCCAGCGGCCCAGGUCCUGCUGGACGACCUGCCAAGCCACAGCUGGCCCAGAAACCGAGCCAGGAUGUACCACCACCCGCCACCGCCGCUGCCGGGGGUCCCCCGCACCCCCAGCUCAACAAAUCCCAGUCUCUGACCAAUGCCUUCAACCUUCCAGAGCCAGCCCCGCCCAGGCCCAGCCUUAGCCAGGAUGAGGUGAAAGCUGAGACCAUCCGCAGCCUGAGGAAGUCUUUCGCCAGCCUCUUCUCCGACUGA
Dipodomys ordii (Ord's kangaroo rat) is the source of this 1953-nucleotide messenger RNA. RefSeq names its product synapsin I (gene Syn1). Gene Ontology annotation, cellular component: synaptic vesicle membrane; synaptic vesicle. NCBI's taxonomy places the organism in Eukaryota, Metazoa, Chordata, Mammalia, Rodentia, Heteromyidae. Bases 1 to 1953 code for a protein of 650 amino acids. The transcript is spliced from 12 exons. The record is from RefSeq and is a predicted model, not a curated record. Gene Ontology annotation, biological process: neurotransmitter secretion.